CCCAGCCUCAACGUCUCCAUCGAAUGCCACCGUGUCACCGACCUGGAUCCCCCCACCAUCGACUGGGCUUUCGAACUGACCAAAAGCAACAUGCAGACCUUGUACGAACAGAGCGAAUGGGGUUGGAAAGACAGGGAGAAAAGGGAAGAGCUGACGGAUGAACGCGCCUGGUUCCUUAUUGCACGUGAACCCAAAGGGAACCCAGUGGCUUUUUCCCAUUUCCGCUUCGAUAUUGAAUGUGGGGAUGAGGUUUUAUACUGCUACGAAGUGCAGCUGGAAAACAGAGUGAGGAGGAAAGGGUUGGGGAAGUUCUUCUUGCAGAUUCUCCAGCUGGUGGCCAAUAGCACCCAGAUGAAGAAGGUGAUGCUGACCGUCUUCAAACACAACCACGGCGCCUAUCAGUUCUUCAGAGAAGCAUUACAGUUCGAUAUCGACGACUCCUCUCCCAGCGUCUCAGGCUGUUGUGGGGACGAAUGUACGUACGAGAUCCUGAGCAGGAGGACCAGAUUUGCUGAUGCUCCACAACUUCCUCCUGCUGCUCAUUGUCCCACCUGCUGCCAUUAAACCCCCCCAUCUGGAUCCCAAAUCUACCCUAUUUACACCCAAAAUCACCCUCUAUGUCCAGGCCCAAUAUGGCGGCUAUCCAGGCCCAACAUGGCCACCCCUAUCCAACAUGGCCGCCCCCCAUCCAACAUGGCCGCCCAAAUCCAACAUGGCGGCCCCCCAUCCAAUAUGGCGGCCUUCCAUCCAAUAUGGCCGCCCAAAUCCAACAUGGCCGCCCUCGAGCUUCAAUAUGGCCGCCCCCCAUCCAACAUGGCCGCCCCUCAUCUCCAUCAUGGCCACCCCCAUCCAACAUGGCGGCCCCCCAUCCAACAUGGCGGCCCCCCAUCCAACAUGGCCGCCCUCCAGCUCCAUCAUGGCCAACCCCAUCCAACAUGGCGGCCCCAAAUCCAACAUGGCCGCCCAAAUCCAACAUGGCGGCCCCCCAUCCAACAUGGCCACCCCCCAUUCAAUAUGGCGGCCUUCCAUCCAAUAUGGCCGCCCAAAUCCAACAUGGCCGCCCUCGAGCUCCAAUAUGGCGGCCCCCCAUCCAACAUGGCCGCCCCCCAUCCAACAUGGCCGCCCCCAUCCAACAUGGCGGCCCCCCAUCCAACAUGGCGGCCCCCCAUCCAACAUGGCCGCCCCCCAUCCAACAUGGCCGCCACCCAGUCAAUAUGGCCGCCCCCCAUCCAACAUGGCCACCCCCCAUCCAUCAUGGCCGCCCCACAUCCAAUAUGGCCGACCCCAUCCAACAUGGCCGCCCCAAUCCAACAUGGCCGCACUUCAUCUCCAUCAUGGCCGCCCCAAUCCAACAUGGAGGCCCAACAUGGCGGCCCCAAAUCCAACAUGGCCGCCCCCAUCCAACAUGGCCGACCCCAUCCAACAUGGCCGUACUUCAUCUCCAUCAUGGCCGCCCCAAUCCAACAUGGCGGCCCCAAAUCCAACAUGGCCGCCCCCCAUCCAACAUGGCGACCCCAUCCAAUAUGGCGGCCCUCCAUCCAAUAUGGCCGCCCAAAUCCAACAUGGCCGCCCAAAUCCAACAUGGCCGCCCUCGAGCUCCAAUAUGGCCACCCCCCAUCCAACAUGGCGGCCCCCCAUUCAACAUGGCCGCUCCUCAUCUCCAUCAUGGCCGACCCCAUUCAACAUGGCCGCCCCCAUCCAACAUGGCGGCCCCAAAUCCAACAUGGCAGCCCCAAAUCCAACAUGGCCGCCCCCCGUUCAACAUGGCCGACCCCCCAUCCAACAUGGCGGCUCCCCAUCCAAUAUGGCCGCCCUCUCCUUUAUCACCUCCAUGUUUCAGAAGCCUUCAGGUUGUAUUUGCUGUUAUAGGGCCGCCCUUAGGCCCCCUCAGUUCUCAGUUUUGGGGAUGAAAAAGACUUUUUACCCUUUUCUGUCUCUUCGGUUUCUAUUAAAUAAACGUUGGACAAUUUGA
Messenger RNA from Coturnix japonica (Japanese quail), 1972 nucleotides. The record is from RefSeq and is a predicted model, not a curated record. Lineage: Eukaryota; Metazoa; Chordata; Aves; Galliformes; Phasianidae.